Oryza sativa Japonica Group (Japanese rice) is the source of this 983-nucleotide messenger RNA. Its product is annotated as actin-depolymerizing factor 10-like. NCBI's taxonomy places the organism in Eukaryota, Viridiplantae, Streptophyta, Magnoliopsida, Poales, Poaceae. Gene Ontology annotation, cellular component: cytoplasm; actin cytoskeleton. Gene Ontology annotation, molecular function: actin filament binding. Gene Ontology annotation, biological process: actin filament depolymerization. The record is from RefSeq and is a predicted model, not a curated record.
UUCGAGGGGACGCGGCGGGACGCCGCCCCGCACGAAUCCCCAUGAUCUCAUCAAUGCCCUCGUUGAACUCCACCUCCAACCCCAAAAAACCCCACUAGAAUAAUCCUCCGACCCAAUCUCCUCCCCUCGGCCCGUGGGAAUCCUUGGCCUUCUUGCACGCGCCUCCCUCGGAUCAGUCCCCCCUCCGCCGCGAGACCAGGAUCGUGACGCGCGCGCCGGGGCACAUGGUGGCGGCGGCGGCGGCGGUGUUGCCAUGGGGUGGCGGCGGCUCGCCGGCGUGGAUCGAGGUGCCGGAGAAGAGCAAGAGCGCGUUCUGGGAGCUGAAGAGGAGGAAGGUGCACCGCUACGUGAUUUUCAAGAUCGACGACAGGCGGGAGGAGAUCGUCGUCGAGAAGACCGGCGCGCCGGGGGAGAGCUACGACGACUUCACGGCGUCGCUGCCCGCCGACGACUGCCGGUACGCCGUCUACGAUCUGGAUUUCGUCAGCGACGACAACUGCAGGAAGAGCAAGAUAUUCUUCAUCUCAUGGUCCCCUUCUGUUUCCCGCAUCCGAGCCAAGACCAUAUACGCCGUGUCGAGGAACCAAUUUCGGCACGAGCUUGACGGUGUGCACUUUGAGAUUCAGGCCACGGACCCUGAUGACAUGGAUUUGGAAGUUCUCAGGGGCCGUGCUAAUAGAACCUGAUAGAGAUUGACUUCGAUAGUUUGUUAAUUAGCCUUCUUUUGCAUAACUUUAAUAUGUAGCUCGCUGCUGAAAAUGCAUCUCGGGUGCAUGAUGUAUAAGCAAGCUGCUGAUCACACCCCAGCAUUGCAGUUUUACCUUCUUUUUUUACAGAGAUAACAUCUUUCUGAUAUCUGUCUAAUUAUAUAUGUUCCCUCUAAUAUGAUAUGGAAAUUGUGCCUUGUUAUAUCUAAAUUUGUAAUAUACUGUAUUUCUGCUGUUUGAUAUUGAUCACCUUCUGGUUUGGUUUCAGUGUUUUCA